Molecule: messenger RNA, 1693 nt
Organism: Sinocyclocheilus grahami
Lineage: Eukaryota; Metazoa; Chordata; Actinopteri; Cypriniformes; Cyprinidae
Product: transmembrane protein 33
Exons: 9
Coding region: 175-927 (250 amino acids)
Biological process (GO): endoplasmic reticulum tubular network organization; membrane organization
Cellular component (GO): endoplasmic reticulum; membrane
Source: RefSeq, a predicted model, not a curated record
GAAAUUCACACAGCGGUCGCGAGGUCGACUCAGCUGACCAACCUCUCUUGCGUUAUUACGGAGUGAAGCGCGUGCGCCCUGAGCUGUGAAAUAAAUAACGCCGAUUUUUACCUUCUCACGAAACGUGAUAUUCAACAAUAUAUCGCAGAAGUAGAGCCUUGUAAUAUUUGAAAGAUGGCAGACACAGAGCAAAGGAGUCCACCUCCUCAGCCUCAGACUGGACCUGUGCAAUUCCUCUUGAGUAAUAAGCUGGAAACGGCUAUGUGGCUGUCACGACUGUUCACUGUCUACUGCGCCAUCAUGUUCAUUCUGCCACUGCUUGGGCCUCAAGCAGCUAAUAACUUCUAUCAGAGGGCAUUGCUGGCAAAUGCCUUGACCAGCGCUCUGCGUUUGCACCAGAGACUUCCUCACUUUCAGCUGAGCAGAGCCUUCCUGGCCCAGGCCUUACAGGAGGACAGCUGCCACUAUCUCCUCUACUCCCUCAUCCUAGUCAACUCCUACCCUAUCACAAUGAGCAUUUUUCCAGUGUUCCUCUUCUCACUUCUCCACGCCACCACCUACACUAAAAGAGUCCUUGAUACCAUGGGUCCAAACAGCCUUAUGUUUGUGAGGAACUUUUUGAACAAGCUCACAGCCAAUCAGCAGAACAUCCUAAAGUUUAUUGCUUGCAAUGAGAUCUUCUUGAUGCCAGCUACAGUCUUCAUGCUCUUCAGUGGUCAGGGCAGUUUGCUUCAGCCGUUCAUCUACUACAGGUUUCUCACUCUGCGCUAUACCUCAAGACGCAACCCAUAUUGUCGGACUUUGUUCACGGAGCUGAGGAUUUUACUGGAGCAUUUUGUGAUGAAGCCCAGCUGUCCGGCCUUCUUCAGGAGGAUGUGCCUCAACAGCAUUGCCUUUAUUAGCCGCCUUGCUCCCACCGGUGUCUAACAUACACAAACUACUACACACAGUUCACAGAUUGGGACAGUUUCAAGAUUAACUUACAAACAAGAUGGCCAGGUCUGAUCACUCAAGAUGGAUGGCUUCUUCUGCACUGAGGCGUUUGCUAUGUUUGGAGAGACUAUCAAUCUGACAGACUACAUCCAAAAACAAAACACCAAGAUGAUGUAUCUCUGUGGACAGUUGUCUGUUAAGAGGGUACAACCGUUUUAGUUCAUUAGAGCUUUUAUAUUGAUUUUCAGGGGGUAGAGAAGGAGCCCUUGGGAUGUUUAAUUUUAACUGCUAGGGUAAAUAGAUACAGCUCUUUAUAGCUUGUCUUUCUAAUGAAAUCAAAUUUCAGCUAUCAUUAGGCUUGUCUGUUCUUUAGUUUGAUUCCAUUUUUUUAUGUUCUUGCUAAAAUUGUUUCUAUUGUUGUAUUGGAUUACUUUGAAAAUCUUGAUGUACCUUGCCCGGAGCAUUUCCCAACAGUUGACAAUUAUCUGAAUGCCAUAAGUUCAGGAAGUUUCAUAUGUAACUUGAGGAUGCCUUUUUCAUGUGAACAGAAGACUGAGGUGUUGUCAAAUAUUCUGUGAUUCUCAUCGAUUACAGAGACCUAUACUCAACUGUUCAUGUUUAGGGCAAGUUGUAACUGCAUUUGAGAAUGUCAAUUAUUUGCUUGUUCAAGGCAUGUUGUCAUUAUAUUUAUUGCCUCUGUUUAUAACUAUGGUGGGUAGAUGAAUAAAAUCAAAGGUGUUAUUAAAUUGUAACUACCAAU